This is a messenger RNA of Coregonus sp. 'balchen', 20524 nucleotides long. The record is from the annotation of a GenBank genome assembly. NCBI's taxonomy places the organism in Eukaryota, Metazoa, Chordata, Actinopteri, Salmoniformes, Salmonidae.
CUUUGGCUUAAGAGAAUCAUGGCUGCGCACUGUUCAUCAAUGGUGUUUUUAUUUACGUUUUUUCGUGUUUUCGCUUAUUUAAAACAGAGGAAUGUAGACAGAGUUUGGCUUCGAGUAUAAAUUUACCAAAAGACAUCAGGGGAUUUCUAUUGUUAAAGCUUUAUUUGCAUCAGGAACGCUGAAACAAGUGUUGUUUGAUAGCUAGCGGGUCAGAUAGCCGCCUGUCGCUGGUCCGAAUUGAGUUGUUGUAAACUCAGUUCACACUAAAUUACUUCGUGCUGCAAGGGCAAUGAUUGUAUAGCUUGUUAGUUAACUGCUACAAUAAUUACUAUAACUCGAGCGCAAUACGGGAACACCAUAGUUAUCUAUUCAUAGCUAUGUUUACCCCUGUAAAGUCGUCUUAUUUCAGAGUCAGUCCCACUACUAUCAACAGAGAGCUAGGCAAGACCAAGAUGAGAUAGCAAGAGGAGUUAUUAGUUAGCUUGCUGCGCGACGGUGAACACAAUUUGAAACUAAAUUCAGUCCCCAGAAGGUGCGUUUCACGGGACAUAGAAAUAGAGCACAGACACAAGCCCAGGCAUGUUUGGGAGUCUUUUCGAGGAAGAGGAGGAGGGAUUUUCUCCGGCUCCCUCCGGAGGUAGAGUUGUGAAGGGGGAAUGGGACCCACCUCCACCCCGGGGAAGAGUGAAUCUCAGCGGGAUAAAAAACCAGGGAGGGACGUGCUACCUCAACUCCCUGCUCCAGACCCUGCUCUUCACCCCGGAGUUCAGAGGUGAGAGGUCAGGUCAGGUCACUUGGUGUUCUGUCUUUGGUUCAUACUGUAUUUGCAAUACCUAAUGUGUGUGUGUGUGUGUGUGUAGAGGAACUGUUCAGUCUGGGUCCAGAGGAAUUGGGCUGCCUGGAGGACAAAGACAAACCAGAGGCCAAGGUAAGGAACCAACCAUGGGAGAGUGUGUGUGUAUUCCUCACUGUGGAAUACAUGCCUUUAUUUGUAUUGAUGUGUGUGUGCAUAGUACAUUAACACUCUCUCUCCCCAGGUCAGGGUCAUUCCAUUGGAGCUCCAGAGGCUGUUUGCUCGUCUACUCUUGGUGGACCAACAGAGUGCCUCUACUGCUGAUCUCACUGACAGCUUCGGAUGGAACAACAGUGAGGUAGUGUGUGUGUGUACACGAGCGUGUGUACGAGUGUGUGUAUGAAUGGCGUUGUGUGUGACGUAGGGACUAAACUAGAGAAUGAGGCUUGCUUUAUAUAAUGCUACAUCGCUUUCUCCUACAUCAUUUUGCUUACCACUCUCAUCUCUCUCCCGUAGGAGAGCAGGCAACAUGACGUGCAGGAGUUGAACAGGAUUCUGUUCAGUGCCCUAGAGCACUCCCUGGUGGACACCAGCGGUAGUGCGUUCAUCCACCGCCUCUACCAUGGCACCACUGUUAACAGCAUAGUCUGCAAAGUGUGUGGCAACGUCAGCCAGAGACAGGUACAUGUGUUUGAGUGUUUAUCUGUACCUGUGUGUAUCUUUGUGUUGCUGACACUCUCUUUGACUUUCUCUCUCUCUCUCUCUUUUAUUUCUCUCUUCUCUCCUCUUUCUCUUGGCUCUCUCCCUCUCUCUCUCCCUCUCAGGAGGACUUCCUGGACCUGACAGUGUGUGUACGUGGUGUGUGUGGCCUGGAGGGGGCGCUCUGGGACAUGUUUGUGGAAGAGGAGAUGUUUGAAGGCAGUAACCUCUACCGCUGUGGCCAGUGUGACCAUCUAGUCACUGCUGCUAAGGUUAGUAGGAGUAUUGGCCAAGAUUGAAAUUGCAUUUGUUUAUUCUAGAAUUGGUACUGAUUCCAGAACUCUCCCUCUCUCCCUCCCUCUCAUUCGCUCUCUCUCUCUCUCUCCCCCUCCCUCUCCCUCUCUGUAGUCUGCCAAGCUGAGGAAGCUCCCUCCCUUCCUGACAGUGUCUCUGUUGAGGUUUAACUUUGACUUUGCCAAGUGCGAGCGUUACAAGGAGACUGGUCGCUACACCUUCCCUCUCGCCAUCAACCUCAGGCCGUUCUGUGAACAGGUAAUGGACAACCUCCACCCACAUUUAUCUGCAUUGCCUUACUACCACUUAUGUACUCUAAAUUACUUAGUUAAAACAAUGUAAAACCAUUUAUUAACAUUUAUGUCGCAUUAUAACCCCUAAUGACUAUGCUAUGUCACCCUCUCUCCCAGACUGAAGGCGAGGACUCGCAGUACGCCUAUGAACUCUUCUCUGUCAUCAUCCAUAAGGGAGGCUGCUAUGGCGGCCAUUACCACGUCUACAUCAAAGACAUGGACCACCUCGGCUUGUGGGAUCCGCCGGUGAGAGAGAGGGGGAGGGAGGAGGAGAGAAGAAUAAUUGCAUAUCGGACAAUCGAGGCUUAUGUCACUAAAUAUGCUAAUAGCCAAGUGUGUCUUUGUAUUUACGUGUGUGCGUUUGUAUCAGGAGGAGGAUUCCAAACCCAAGGUUCAGAAGAAGAAGGAGGAAGUGAGAGUGUGUCCUGAGCCCGAGAAAGACGACCCUCUAUCUGUACUCUCCUCCAUAAUAGCCCAGGUAAAGCAAAGCAUGCUGGUUCAAUCCAAUGGAACAAGAGCACCAUGGGCAACAUCAUCAGUAGGUCCAGUGACUGUAUCUGAACUUAAUGUGGUGUUGUUCCCCUCCUGGCCUGUAGGAGGAGAGCAGGAGCGUGCUGCUGGACCAGCUGGGCCAGAGACUGAUGGACAAGAUCGGCUCUUCCUGGAGCAAGAAGUACAGGAAACUCCACGGCCCCAUAGGCAAGGUAGGACAAGACUGAUGGGCAUCCCCAAGAGCUCCACAAUGUCACAUAAACACUGACCUUUCUUUAUCUCCUCUAAAUCUUUCUACAUUUUCUCCUUCCACUCAUCCCCCUCUCCCUCUCUCCUCCUCUCUCCCUCUGUAGUUCCUCGAGAACCACAGUGAUGUGUUUGUGUUGGUCAAUAACGGCACUCGGGUGGUUCUGAAAGCCAACCCCCCUAGCCCGGUGACUCAGCCCCCCGAGCCCAGCCCACCAAACCCCUGGCACUAGCUCUACCCCUACCUCAGACCCAGUCCAAAACAACACAGCCAACCCCCAACCAGAAUCAGGACUGGAGACAGAAUCGAAGACAGCACUAGAACCACAGGUAACACUAGUUAGAGCUUUAAUGAUGGCUUUUACAAUUAAAUAAUGAUGGUAUGUUUGCUAUGUUAAUGCUGCAAUUGGUUAUAUUUUCAUCUCUUUUCUCUUUCUGUCUCUCCAUUCAUUCAUCCAUCCAUCUCUUUCUUUCUCUCUCUGUCUCUCCACAGGGCAGCCACUGGUUUGAUCUGAAUGACUCCACAGUGACGUCUAUCCAUGAGAGAGACAUAGAGAAAAUGUACCAGGGAAAAGAGAGCGCCUACAUGCUGUUCUAUAGGAAAACACUGCUACACAGGCCUGCUGAAGGUACGUGUGUGUUUGUGUGUGGGAGAGAGGAGUCCGAAGGAAAGGGAGGGAGAGACUGAGUGAGCGCAAGAAAAGGAGAGCCACAUCCAAACUUAAUGCUAGUGGGAGAGAAGGAGAGAGAUCGUGAAGGAGAGAAGUGAAAAUGCACACAGUCUUUAAAAUGAGCUUUUCCCCCUGGCAGCCCUGAGGAAUCCUGGGUAUAAGGUUCCCCCUCACCUCUUGGAGAUGGCUGAAGAGGAGAACAGAAGACUACAACAGAGACGGUACUCGCGUACACACACACAGACACUUUAUUUUGCCAUGUUUUGCUGAUGUUUUCUGGCUAUCCGUUUAUGUGUGUGUGUACUCUGCUAUAGGGAGGAGUUUGAGGCCAGCAAUAACAGUGUUGAGCUGCGUCUCCACCUGGCGCCGCGCUAUAGGUUGGAGAACGGAGCUCUUAAACCAAUCAGCAUAGAGCAGAAAGAGGCCACCAACCUCACCUUCGACCGCCGCAGGAACGUAGGAGACCUGCGAAUGACCAUCUACCAGGUGACAUCAUCACUCCGACUCAUUAACUCACUUCCUUAAUGACGCCAUGGCACUUUGCAAAAAGCUCAAAUCAGUGUGUGUGUUCAGAUGCAGGAUCUCUGGGAGGGGGAUAUGGCUCUGACUGUGGCCAAAAGUCUACCAGCUGGCCUACAUCUCUACAACACUCUCACAGGUGACACACACACACUUUUGCAACAUUCUGUGACAUCCAUUCUGUGAGAGUUGAUACUGAACUUUAGUGCGUGUGUGUUUCAGAUGACGAGGUGUCUCUUUACAGUGCUGGCAUCUUGACCGGCGCUGAUCUGUUUGUGUGGAACGGCAGAGAGGUGAGGAGACACAAUCGAAUCAACACAAUCCACCAUUGUACACACUGCUACUGGACCUCCUAGAACCAAAAUGGCUGUCGGGUCAUACCAUAUCCCCUUUGUUUCCUCAGGUUUGUGGAGCGACUGUCCAAACAGGAGCCGAGUGGGAACCAGUGCUGCUGACCGUGGUUCGCCCCUCUCUGGGAGAAGAGGAGGGGGAGGGAGGGGAUGAGGAGGGGGGAGGCGAGGGAGAGGAAGGAGGCUCGGGGCUGACGAAGCAGUCGAGGGGGUUCGCUGGGAGGGUGACUCUAGGAGAGGUGAGGGAGGCGUUAGGGGAGCCACAGGAGAGCCUCCUGUGUCAGGAGAAGAGGGGAGGAGAGGGAGGAGGAAAGGGAGGCGGGGCCAGCGGGUGGAGGGUGUUCCCUCCUGGAGACAUGCAGAGGACUCUGAGGGAGCUGGCCUUGAAGGAUGGAGACGCACUGCUGGUGCUGGAGCCACACACACAGGACAGCAGGUGGGUGGUGUGUGUGGAAGUGUGUCAGUCUACGUAAGUGAGUGACAGACAUGAGGUGUAGUUGUUGUGUUUGCUAUGGCUGUGUGUGUGUGUAAUGUCUCUCUCUCCCAGUGUGUUCAGUGUGAGUGGUGAUAUGGUAACCGUGACAACACCAUCAGACUGUCGCUGGCUUCAGGUGGAAUACCGGCCGGAGAGAAGAAGAGGAGGAGGAGGAGAGGGGGAGAUGGAGGAGGAGAGGAUGAGGGCAAAAGUCCCUGCAUCUGGAAACAUGGUGAGCUAGCAAGUGUGUGGGUGUGUUUAGUAUAUUAAUGUGUGUGUGUGUUUAGGAUAUUAAUGUUUGUGUGUGUGUGUUUAGGAUAUUAAUGUGUGUGUGAGUGUGUGUUUAGGAUAUUAAUGUGUGUGUGUUUAGGAUAUUAAUGUGUGUGUGUUAAGUAUAUUAAUGUGUGCGUGUGUGUUUAGUAAAUUAAUGUGUGUGUGUAGUAUAUUAAUGUGUGUGUGUCUGUGUGUGUAGUAUAUUAAAUUAAUGUGUGUGUGUAGUUAGUAAUGUGUGCAUGUGUGUUUAGUAAAUGAAUGUGUGUGUGUGUGUUUAGUAUAUUAAUGUGUGUGUGUGUAGUAUAUUAAUGUGUGUGUGGUGUGUGUGUGUGUGUGUGUGUGUGUAGUAUAUUAAUGUGUGAUUAGUAUAUUUUAGUGUGUGUGUUUAGUAUAAUUUAGUGUGUGUGUUUAGUAUAAUUUAGUGUGUGUGUUUAGUAUAAUUUAGUGUGUGUGUGUGUGAUUAGUAUAUUUUUGUGUGUGUGUUUAGUAUAAUUUAGUGUGUGUGUUUAGUAUAAUUUAGUGUGUGUUGUUGUUUAGUAUAUUAAUGGUGUGGGUUGUGUGUGUGUUCGUAUAAUUUAGUGUGGUGUGUGGCUUCUCUUCUAGGCUGCAGGUGUGAGGUGAAACACAGAGGGCCAUUAGUGGACGCUGCAAGCUACAGGAGCGCUAAGCAGGUCAGAUACGGUUAGAUUACCACUUCCUAAUAACAAUCAGCUAUAGGUCAGAUAAUGGUUAUUAUUACCACUCCUAAUAGCAUCAGCUAUAGGUCAGAUUACUGUUAUUUAUUAUACCAGCUCCUCAUAUCGCAUUCAGCUAUAGGUCAGAUACUGUUAUUAUUACCACUCUAAUAACAAGCUAGAGGUCGAUACUGUUAUUAUUACCACCCUAAUAGCAUGUAUAGGUCAGAAUGUUUUAUUUCCACCCUAAUAGCAUGUAUGGUCAGAUAGUUAUUUUUUACCACUCCUAAUAGCACAGUGAGGUCAGAUACGUUUUUAUUACCACUCCAAAAGAUCGCUAUGGUCAGAUACUGUUUUAUUACCAAAUCCUAAUGCAUCACUAUGGUCAGAUACUGUUUUAUUUCCCCCUCCCAAUAACAUCAGUUAGGUCAAUAUGUUUUAUUACCCCUCCCAUAGCAUAAACAAGGUCAGAUACUGUUAUUUUUACCACUCCUAAUAACAUCAGUAUAGGUCGAUACUUUUAUUUUUACCACCAAUAGAUAGCAUAGGCAGAUACGUUAUUUUUACCACCCCAAAGCAUCAGCAUAGGUCAGAUACGUUUUAUUACCAUCCUAAUAGCAUCAGUAUAGGUCAGAUAGUUUUUAACCACCCUAAUAGCUCAGUAUAGGUCGUUAUAUUAUUACCCACUCCUAUAGCAUCAGUAUAGGUCAGAACUGUUUAUUAUUACCACUCCUAAUAACAUCAGCUAUAGAUCAGAUACUGUUAUUAUUACCACUCCUAAUAGCAUCAGCUAUAGGUCAGAUACUGUUAUUAUUACACUCUAAUAGCAUCAGCUAUAGGUCAGAUACUGUUAUUAUUACCACUCCUAAUAGCAUCAGCUAUAGGUCAGAUACUCGUUAUUAUUACACUCUAAUAGCAUCAGCUAUAGGUCAGAUACUGUUAUUAUACCAUCCUAAUAGCAUCAGCUAGCAGGUCAGAUACUGUUAUUAUUACCACUCCUAAUAGCAUCAGCUAUAGGUCAGAUACUGUUAUUAUUACCACUCCUAAUAGCAUCAGCUAGCAGGUCAGAUACUGUUAUUAUUACCACUCCUAAUAGAAUCAGCUAUAGGUCAGAUGCUGUUAUUAUUACCACUCUAAUAGAUCAGCUAGCAGUCAGAUACUGUUAUAUUACCACUCCUAAUAGCAUCAGCUAGCAGGUCAGAUACUGUUAUUAUUACCACUCCUAAUAGCAUCAGCUAUAGGUCAGAUACUGUUAUUAUUACCACUCCUAAUAGCAUCAGCUAUAGGUCAGAUACUGUUAUUAUUACCACUCCUAAUAACAUCAGCUAUAGGUCAGAUACUGUUAUUAUUACCACUCCUAAUAGCAUCAGCUAUAGGUCAGAUACUGUUAUUAUUACCACUCCUAAUAGCAUCAGCUAUAGGUCAGAUACUGUUAUUAUUACCACUCCUAAUAGCAUCAGCUAGCAGGUCAGAUACUGUUAUUAUUACCACUCCUAAUAGCAUCAGCUAUAGGUCAGAUACUGUUAUUAUUACCACUCCUAAUAGCAUCAGCUAUAGGUCAGAUACUGUUAUUAUUACCACUCCUAAUAACAUCAGCUAUAGGUCAGAUUACUGUUAUUAUGACCACUCCUAAUAGCAUCAACUAUAGGUCAGAUACUGUUAUUAUUACCCAACUUCAUAAUAGCAUCAGCUAUAGGUCAGAUACUGUUAUUAUUACCACUCCUAAUAGCAUCAGCUAUAGGUCAGAUACUGUUAUUAUUACCACUCCUAAAACAUCAGCUAUAUAGUAGUUAUUAUUACCCUCCCAAUAGAUCAGAUAGGGUAGUUAUAUUACCAUCCCAAUAGCAUCAGUAAAAGGGGAUACUGUUAUUAUUUCCAUCCAAAGCAUCGUAGGUAGAUAGUUAUGAUUACCUCCUAAUGCAUACUGCAGGUCGAUACUGUUUAUUAUUACCACUCCCAAAAAUCAGCUUAGGCAGUUGUUAUUAUUUCCAUCCCAAUGCAUCGCUAUAGGUAGAUAUUUUUAUUUCCCCUCCCAAUGCAUCAGCUAUAGGGCAGAUACUGUUUAUUACCCUCCAAUCUCGCUAUAGGGCAGAUACUGUAUUAUUACACCCUAAUAGCAUCAGCUAUAGGGCGUAUGUUAUUUUUCCCCCCUCCUAAAGAUCAGCUUAGGUCAGAUCUGUUAAAUUUACCCUCCUAAUAGCUCAGCUUAGGUAGUACUGUUAUUUUACCCCUCCCAAUAGCAUCAGCUAUAGGGCAGAUCUGUUUUUAUUACCACUCCUUAAUAGCAUCAGCUAUAGGUCAGAUCUGUUAUUAUUACCACUCCUAAUAGCAUCAGCUAUAGGUCAGAUACUGUAUUAUUACCACUCCUAAUAGCAUCAGCUAUAGGUCCAGAUACUGUUAUUAUUACCACUCCUAAUAGCAUCAGCUAUAGGUCAGAUACUGGUUAUUAUUACCACACUCCUAUAGCAUCAGCUAUAGGUCAGAAUACUGUUAUUAUUACCACUCCUAUCAGCAUCAGCUAUAGGUCAGGAUACUGUUAUUAUUACCACUCCUAAUAGCAUCAGCUAGCAGGUCAGAUACUGUUAUUAUUACCACUCCUAAUAACAUCAGCUAUAGGUCAGAUACUGUUAUUAUUACCACUCCUAAUAGCAUCAGCUAGCAGGUCAGAUACUGUUAUUAUUACCACUCCUAAUAACAUCAGCUAUAGGUCAGAUACUGUUAUUAUUACCACUCCUAAUAGCAUCAGCUAGCAGGUCAGAUACUGUUAUUAUUACCACUCCUAAUAGCAUCAGCUAGCAGGUCAGAUACUGUUAUAUUACCACUCCUAAUAGAUAGCUAUAGGUCAGAUACUGUUAUUAUUACCACUCCUAAUAGCUCAGUAUAGGUCAGAUACUGUUAUUAUUACCACUCCUAAUAGCAUCAGCUAUAGGUCAGAUACUGUUAUUAUUACCACUCCUAAUAGCAUCACUAUAGGUUCAGAUAACUGUUAUUAUUACCACUCCUAAUAGCAUCAAGCUAUAGGUCAGAUACUGUUAUUAUUACCACUCCCUAAUAGCCUCAGCUAUAGGUCAGAUACUGUUAUUAUUACCACUCUAAUAGCAUCAGCUAUAGGUCAGAUACUGUUAUUAUUACCACUCCUAAUAGCAUCAGCUAGCAGGUCAGAUACUGUUAUUAUUACCACUCCUAAUAACAUCCGAUAUAGGUCAGAUACUGUUAUUAUUAACCACUCCUAAUAGCAUCAGCUAUAGGUCAUGAUACUGUUAUUAUUACCACUCCGAAUAGCAUCAGCUAUAGGUCAGAUAGCUGUUAUUAUUACCACUCCUAAUAGCAUCAGCUAUAGGUCAGAUACUGUUAUUAUUACCACUCCUAAUAGCAUCAGCUAGCAGGUCAGAUACUGUUAUUAUUACCACUCCUAAUAACAUCAGCUAUAGGUCAGAUCUGUUUAUAUUACCACUCCCUAAUAGCAUCAGCUAUAGGUCAGAUACUGUAUUAUUACCACUCCUAAUAGCAUCAGCUAUAGGUCAGAUACUGUUAUUAUUACCACUCCUAAUAGCAUCGUAAGUCAGGUCAGAUAUGUUAUUAUUACCACUACCUAAUAGCAUCAGCUAUAGGUCAGAUACUGUUAUUAUUACCACUCCUAAUAGCAUCAGCUAUAGUCAGAUACGUUAUUAUUACCACUCCUAAUAGCCUCAGCUAUAGGUCAGAUACUGUUUAUUAUUACCACUCCUAAUAGCAUCAGCUAGAGGUCAGAUACUGUUUUUAUUACCACUCCUAAUAGCAUCAGCUAGAGGUCAGAUACUGUUAUUAUUACCACUCCUAAUAGCCAUCAGCUAUAGGUCAGAUACUGUUAUAUUACCACUCCUAAUAGCAUCAGCUAUAGGUCAGAUUACUGUUAUUAUUACCACUCCUAAUCAGCCAUGCAGCUAUAAGGUCAGAUACUGUUAUUAUUACCACUCCUAAUAGCAUCAGCUAUAGGUCAGAUACUGUUAUUAUUACCACUCCUAAUAGCAUCAGCUAUAGGUCAGAUACUGUUAUUAUUACCACUCCUAAUAGCAUCAGCUAGCAGGUCAGAUACUGUUAUUAUUACCACUCCUAAUAACAUCAGCUAUAGGUCAGAUACUGUUAUUAUUACCACUCCUAAUAACAUCAGCUAUAGGUCAGAUACUGUUAUUAUUACCACUCCUAAUAGCAUCAGCUAGCAGGUCAGAUACUGUUAUUAUUACCACUCCUAAUAACAUCAGCUAUAGGUCAGAUACUGUUAUUAUUACCACUCCUAAUAGCAUCAGCUAGCAGGUCAGAUACUGUUAUUAUUACCACUCCUAAUAGCAUCAGCUAGCAGGUCAGAUACUGUUAUUAUUACCACUCCUAAUAGCAUCAGCUAUAGGUCAGAUACUGUUAUUAUUACCACUCCUAAUAGCAUCAGCUAUAGGUCAGAUACUGUUAUUAUUACCACUCCUAAUAGCAUCAGCUAUAGGUCAGAUACUGUUAUUAUUACCACUCCUAAUAGCAUCAGCUAUAGGUCAGAUACUGUUAUUAUUACCACUCCUAAUAGCAUCAGCUAGCAGGUCAGAUACUGUUAUUAUUACCACUCCUAAUAACAUCAGCUAUAGGUCAGAUACUGUUAUUAUUACCACUCCUAAUAGCAUCAGCUAGCAGGUCAGAUACUGUUAUUAUUACCACUCCUAAUAACAUCAGCUAUAGGUCAGAUACUGUUAUUAUUACCACUCCUAAUAGCAUCAGCUAGCAGGUCAGAUACUGUUAUUAUUACCACUCCUAAUAGCAUCAGCUAGCAGGUCAGAUACUGUUAUUAUUACCACUCCUAAUAACAUUCAGCUAUAGGUCAGAUUUACUGUUAUUAUUACCACUCCUAAUAGCAUCAGUAUAGGUCAGAUACUGUUAUUAUUACCACUCCUAAUAGCAUCAGCUAUAGGUCAGAUACGUUAUUAUUACCACUCCUAAUAGCAUCAGUAUAGGUCAGAUACGUUAUUAUACCACUCCUAAUAACAUCAGCUAUAGGUCAGAUACUGUUAUUAUUACCACUCCUAAUAGCAUCAGAUAUAGGUCAGAUACUGUUAUUAUUACCACUCCUAAUAGCAUCAGCUAUAGGUCAGAUACUGUUAUUAUUACCACUCCUAAUAGCAUCAGAUAUACGGUCAGAUUACUGUUAUUAUUACCACUCCUAAUAACUCAGCUAUAGGUCAGAUACUGUUAUUAUUACCACUCCUAAUAGCAUCACGCUAUAGGUCAGAUACUGUUAUUAUUACCACUCCUAAUAGCAUCCGCUAUGGUCAGAUACUGUUAUUAUACCACACUCCUAAUAGCAUCAGCUAUAGGUCAGAUACUGUUAUUAUUACCACUCCUAAUAGCAUCAGCUAUAGGAACCAGAUACUGUUAUUUAUUACCACUCCUAAUAGCAUAGCUAGCAGGUCAGAUACUGUUAUUAUUACCACUCCUAUAGCAUCAGCUAGCAGGUCAGGAUACUGUUAUUAUUACCCCACUCCUAAUAGCAUCAGCUAGCAUUCUUAUUUUCCACUCCCAAAGCAUAGCUAGCAGGUCGAUACGUUUUUACCACUCCUAAAAAAGCUAAGGUCAGUACGUUUUUUUACCACUCUAAUAAAUAGCUAUAGGUAGAUACGUUUUAUUCCCCCUUAAUGCAUCAGCUUGGUAGAUAUGUUAUUAACCACUCCCAAAAGAUCAGCUAAGGUCAGAUUUCUGUUUUUAUUUCCCCUAAUAGUAGCUAGCAGGUCAGAUACUGUUAUUAUUACCACUCCUAAAACAUCGCUAUGGUCAGAAUGUUUUUAUACCACUCUAAAAGCAUAGAUAGGUGAUAAAUUUUUAUUACCACUCCCAAUAGCAUCGUAUAGGUCAGAUAUGUUUUUAUUACCCCUCCCAAUAAAUCAGCUAGGUCAGAAUUAUUAUUACCCCUCCUAAAAACAUAGCUAAGGUCAGAUACGUUAUUUUACCACCCCCUAAUAAAUCAGAUAGGUCAGAUACGUUAUUAUUACCACUCCUAAUGCAGCGCUAUAGGUCAGAUAUGUAUUUUUAAACCCCCUAUGCAUCAGUAAGGUCAGAUACUGUAUUAUUUCCACUCCCAAAAGCAUCGUAAAGGGGCAGAAGGGUUUUUAUUUCAAAUCAAUAAAACAGUAGCGGGCAGUACUGUUAUUAUUCCACUCCUAAUAGCAUAGCUAUGGUCAGAAGUUAUUAUUACCCUCUAAUAAAAGUUAGGUCAGUACUGUUUAUUUCCCCUCCUAUAGCAUCACAUAGGUCAGAUUGUUAUUAUUACCACUCCUUAAAGAUAGUAAGGUCAGUUGUUAUUUUACCCUCCUAAAGCAUAGAUAGGUCAAUCUUUUAUUAACUCCAAAAGCAAGCUAUAGGUUUAGUACGUUUUAUUACCCCUCCUAAUACAUGUAUAGGUCAGAUUUUCUGUUAUUAUCCAUCCUUUAAAAUCAGCUAAGGUCAGAUACUGUUAUUAACCACCCUAAAGCAUCAGUAUAGGUCAGAAAUGUUUUAUUUCCACUCCAAUAAAUAGCUUAGGUCAAUACUUUUAAAUUUCCCUCCUAAUAGCUCAGUAUAGGUAGAUACUGUUAUUAUUCCCUCCUAAAAGAAUAAAUUAGGUCAGAUAUGUUAUUUUUACCACCCCAAAAGGACAGCUAUGGGAGAUACUGUUUUAUUACCCCUCCUAAUAGCAUCAGCUAUAGGUCGAUAUGUUAUUAUUUCCACCCUAAUAAAAUCAAUUUGGUCAGAUAUGUAUUUUUACCACUCUAAAGCACAGUGCAGGUAGAUUUCGUUAUUAUUACCACUCCUUAGCAUCAGCUAAGGGUUAGAUACUGUUAUUUUACCACCCUAAAACAUCGCUAAGGUCAGAUACUGUUAUUAUUCCACUCCUAAUAAAAUCAGCUAUAGGGCGAACUGUUAUUAUUUCCCCUCCUAAAACACAGUAAGGAGAUCUGUUUUUAUUUCCAUCCAAAACAUCGCAGAGGUCAGAUACUGUUAUUAUUUCCACUCCUAAUAAAAUAGCAUAGGUCAGAUACUGUUUUUUUACCCCCCCAAAAGAUCAGCUUAGGUCAGAUAGUUUUUUUCCACCAAAAGCAUAGUAUAGGUAGAUAUGUUUUUUUACCACUCCUAAUACAGCUAUGGUCGAACUGUUUUUAUUACCACUCCUAAUAGCCAGCUAUAGGUCAGUAUGUUAUUAACCCCUCCUAAUGAUCAGCAUAGGUAGAUACUGUUUUAUUUCCACCAAAAACACAGGCAGGCAGAACUGGAUAUUACCAUCUAAUAGCAUCAGCUAAGGUAGAUACUGUAUUUUACACUCCUAAAGCUCAGUUGGUCAGUUUUUUUUUUAUUACCUCCAAUAGAAGCUAUAGGUCAGAUACGUUUUUUAUUACCCCCUAAUAACAUCAGUAUAGGUCAGAUAUGUAUUUUACCACUCCCCCAAAAGCAUCAGUAGCAGGUAGAUAUGUUUUAUUACCACUUAAUAGCAUCAGCUAUAGGUCAGAACUGUUAUUUUACCCACUCUAAAAGCAUCAGCUAUAGGUCAGAUAUGUUAUUAUUACAUCCAAUAAACAGCAAGGUCAAUACUGUUAUUUUUAAUUUUCCUAAUAGAUCAGCAUAGGUCAGAUACUGUUUAUUACCACUCCUAAUAGAUCAGCUAUAGGUCAGAUAUGUUAUUUUUACCUCCUAAUAGCAUCGUAUAGGGCAGAUAUGUUAUAUUACCCCUCCUAAAAAGCAUCAGAUAGGGCGAUAUGUUAUAUUACCCCCUAUAACAUCAGAAGGAGAUAUGUAUUUUACCCCCCUAUGCAUCAGAUGGGCAGAAAGUUAUUUUUACCCCCCUAAUAACAUCAGCUUAGGUAGAUAUGUAUUUUACCACUCCUAAUACAUAGCUAUAGGCAAUACUGUUAUUUUUACCACUCCUAAAAAAUCCCCAUAGGUAAUACUGUUUUUUUCCACUCCAAAACAGCUAUAGGUCAGAUAGUUAUUAUACCACCCCAAUAGAUAGCUAUAGGCAGUACUGUAUUUUACAUCCUAUAACAUAGCUAAGGUAGAUACUGUUAUUAUUUCCCCUCCUAAUAGCAUAGCUGAGGUCAGAAUGUUAUUUUUACCAUCCUAAUAGCAUCGCACAGGUAAUAUGUUAUUAUUUUCAUCCUUUAAAACAUCGAUAGGUCAGAUACUGUAUUAUUUUCCACCCUAAUAACAUCAGCAUAGGUCAGAUAUGUUUUAUACCACUCCUAAAAACUCAGCUUUGGUCAGUACUGUUUAUUUUACCCCUCCAAUAACAUCGUAUAGGUCAGAUUGUUUUUAUACCAUCCAAAACAUCAGCUAGCAGGUCAGUACUGUUAUUAUUUCCCCCUCCUAAUAGCAUAGUAUAGGUCAGAUACUGUUUUAUUACAAAAUCCUAAUGCAUCAGCAUAGGUCAGAUUUUUUUUAUACCACUCCCAAAAGCAUCAGCUAUGGUCAGAUCUGUUUUUAUUUCCAUCCAAUAGCAUCCUAGGUCAAUAUGUUUUAUUACCACUCCAAUAGCAUAGCUAUAGGUCGUACGUUUUUAUUACCCCUCCCAAUAGCAUCAGUAUGGUAGGGGCCCGAUUAUUCCCCCUCCCAAUAACUCGCAGCGGUCAGAUUCUGUUUUUUCCACUCCUAAAAGCAUCAGCUAUAGGUCAGAUACUGUUAUUAUUACCACUCCUAAUAGCAUCAGGUAUAGGUCAGAUAUGUUAUUAUUACCACUUAGAACUAGCAUCAGCUAUAGGUCAGAUACUGUUAUAUUACCACUCCUAAUAACAUCAGCUAUAGGUCAGAUACUGUUAUUAUUACCACUCCUAAUAGCAUCAGCUAGCAGGUCAGUUUUACUGUUAUUAUUACCACUCCUAAUAGCAUCAGCUAUAGGUCAGAUACUGUUAUUAUUACCACUCCUAAUAGCAUCAGCUAUAGGUCAGAUACUGUUAUUAUUACCACUCCUAAUAGCAUCAGCUAUAGGUCAGAUACUGUUAUUAUUACCACUCCUAAUACAGCCAUUAUUAUUAUUGUAGAUGUGUGUGUUGUCUUCCCUGGUGUGUGUAUCUCUGUCCAGGUGGGGCAUGCUGUCUGAGGCAGGUGGACCGUACAGGAAAACUCCUGCCCCCAGGUACUGUAACCCCUAAUGACGCACACACAUGAAAAAAACAUGCAACUCUUACUUCGUGCUAAGUGUGUGUAUGUAUUCAUGCAGGGCACGACAUACAGGGCUGCCCGCUGGUCCGGGAGGUUUUGGAAACCCUCCGGGCCAGUCAAUCAUCCACGUCAGUGGCCCUUUUGUGGCCCAGUGAAUUUCUUUUUGUAAUGAUGCUAUUUAUAAUUGCUGAAAAAACGGACAAAUUCCCGAAGCUGUUACAGUAGUUUGUUAUGUAGAUUAUCACACACACACAGACUAGUUCAUCUGUCGGGCAGCAAGAGUGAGCAGCUCUCCACUGGCUGUCGCAUGGAGCAGCUCACAGAAGAACGACAGCAAUAGGGUUUCUGGUAGGGGAUGUAGGAAUGACGUUUCAACUAAUAAUAUCUACCAGUAAAUGCUAAGGCAACAAUGGGUAUGUAAAACAGGUAUUUAAAAAGUUUGGUCUGAAGUCUUGGUUAAAUCUUUGCAAUGCACAAUUUAGUCAUCAUGCUCUGUUUGAAUGAACAUUUCUAAAGGCUUUCCUUUAAAACCUUCCCAAUGAAAUGUUGACUCCACAGUAGGCCUACCUGGCAGAAUUCUAUCAACAAGAUUUGUAUCAAUAGGGUGGGCAGUUGUUUUGCAAACUCUGCCAUCACAUGUAUAUUGUAGGCUACAUUGUAUGAUGUAGGCUACAUUUUACAGUAGGCCUUCACCGCUAGCCAAACACAAUGGUCUCUUGCAAGGUGAGCAAUUGAAUUCAAGGGCAACUGCACCCUUCCCCCACCCCCCAAAACAUUAGAUUUUUCCCAGACCUCAAGUAGUCUCCCGAUAUGGUUUAAGUAUUGUUGUGGACUUAGAACAUCCAAUGUUUUUUCUAUUUUGAAAAAGGUGAUUUUGAUAGUGAAAAUCUGAGAACUCGGAAACCUGGACAAACUAAACCGGGAACGCUGAAUUUAGCUAAAGAUAAAACAGAUUUUAUAGGGCCCAACAACUGUAGCCUGCUGACUGUUCAAAAUCGCUAACAAUAACACCCUUUUAUGAGAUUGCACAAAUGUUUUAUUUUUUCCCUCCAAUCAAUCAAUUUAAAUGUGAUGUUGUCAAGUUAAAAUGUAACUAUUUGUAUAUGGAGGGUAGGUUAUUAUAGGCUAGCUUGCUCAGUCUGCAAAUUAAAGAUAAAAUCACCUGAUAUUAAAAUGAUGUACACAUCAUCCCCUUUCCUGUGAGAUCUUGGCCCAGGACAGUACUUUUUAAUUUAUUCGGGCCAGUAGCUUUCAGUUGGCACUGGCCCAGUGUGCCACUGGCAAAUUUACCUGAAUGUCAAGCCCUGUCGUGUGUGUGUUGCCUCCCACAGUGUGUGAGGAGCUGAGUGUUCGUGACGCUGGGAUCAGGCUGAUGACCUCCCUGUCCCUCUGUCUUGGAACGGCCCCCAAAGACACACAGCUGUUCCUGUACUUCAGUGUGGGGACAGCACCCGCCUCUGGCUUGGAGGGGGAAAUCAUUGUAGAGCAGUCCAGCACAGUUAAACAGGUGGGGACUGACUGCGUAUCGUUUGGUCGGCCUGCCUGCCUGUGUCUGUCUGUCUGUCAGUCAGACAGUGUCUCUGUGUCUUCAUCUCUGCUAAUGAGUGCUAAUCCUAUCUAUACAUUCUAUUGCAGUGUCUCAAGAAAAUGUUGGAGUCAGCAGGACUUGAAGGUAAAACUGUUGGAUUAUAAAGUGUGUCCCUUCUCCUGUGUGUGCAUUUGUAUUAAUGGUGUGUGUUAAUGGUGUGUGUGUUGUGUGUACAGGGGCCGGUUGGCAUCUAAGGAGGCUGGACUGGUGUGAGGAGGUGGGAGAGGCUUUAAUGGACGAGGUCAGUACCAGAAUUAUAAAAUGGGUUGUGUGGAAGCUGAUUGGUUGAUACAGGGAGUUGUUCACGACAAUCACCAGGUAAUCCUGUUAACAGUUUCAUUUGAAUGAUCAAUGCUCCUCCCAGCCAGGCAAUUCAUAAACUUUAUCUCCCCUGGGAAAAAAAGUGUCUAGACAUUGUUUCCCCAUGCUUCCAUCUUAGCAUUUGGUUUGCAACAGUUGGGGUUUGCCUAAACCCUGUUGCCUGCCUCUCCGACCUGUGCAACAAUGUUGCAGGUUUUUUUUGCGAUCUCCACCGUGCCAUAGAGAAUGAACGUGUCUGGAGGAGACUCAGUGACAAUGGAUAUAUCCAAAGAAAUUACAAUAAAAAUAAAGGUAAAACAAACUAAAAUGCACAUAGUUUGCUGUCAGUUCAGCUGCUUGACUUGAUUGUGUGUUCGCUUUAGUUGACUAGUUGGCAAAGGAGAAGAAGCCAACUUGCAUAGCAAAAAGUGUUUUGCUUAGAACGGACGACCAGUCCGCUUGGCUGACAACCAUGCCAAUAGAAUAGACGACCAGCCCGCUUGGCUAGCAACUUCAGAAUCUCAGAACUAAUGACUGGCUUUUGCCCGGACUAUAUUGUCUGGUGGAAGGGUGAAAUAAAACAAAUGUACUCAUUAAAAUAUAUAUAUUUUAUGAAAACAGGUUGUUAAUCUUUGUUUUAUAUGCUGGCAAUUGUUUUGUGAAAGCAAUAAGGGCACUCGAACCCGGGGAUUAUCGUGAAUUACACCCUCCUAAGGGCUGUUUCCUCGGCCCUCCGCUUCGCGUCGGGCCUAAGAACAGCCCAUAGUCGGGUGUUAUUCUCAUGAUAAUCCCUGGGUUCUAAUAAAUGAUUGCUUAAGCGAAAUCAAGAAGUGGAAUACAUUUUCCAUUCUCUUUUUCACGAACUGCCACAAUCUCUCUCUUGUUUCUUCCACAGGAGGCGUCUCUCUCUGAGCUGAAGAUGAGUCAUGGAGACUCUCUGGUGAUUACUGAGGGACGACUUCCUCCCAAGGUACACUCAACUUCCUGUCCACUUCUUGUUCUCUUACAACCCCGCUCUACAGACACUUAUUCCCUCUCUCACGUCCCCCCCCUCUCUUUCUCAGGGUUUUCUGAAGCUGUCAGUCUGGCUGUAUGUGGAGCCGAGCGCCAACCCUGUGGUCUCCAUGGAAACAGAGGUCAACUGCAAUGCCGAGGGGUCCAAGGAAGGUCAGCGGUUGGAGGUCAUGACUGCAGGUGAGCCACACAUACACACACAGUAUGAAACUAGGUAUGAAACUAAGUCCACUGGUUAAAAUGUUGUGUGUGUUUAGUGGGCGGGGCCAUGGCGGAGCUGAGGACUGUGGGACAGGUGGAGAUCUCAGAGGAGGCUACACUGGAAGAGCUGAAGACUCAGGUAGUGUGUGUGUGUGUGUGUGUGUUGAUACUGCUCCUUCUAGCAUGUGUAUGCCCAUGCUGUGUUUGUGUUCAUACUCUGUCUGUGUGUUAGGUGCUGACCCUGCCGUCGCUGCAGUGUGUGUGUGUGCCCACUCCUGCUUUUCUGCGCGUGUGGCAGCUGGAGGGACAGAGACUGACCCGGUAUCCUCAGAGGACAACAACACACACUCAGGUACACACACACACUCCCCCCUCUCACUCCUGUCUAUCUCCUCUCCUCCCUCUCACUCCUGUCUAUCUCCUCUCCUCCCUCUCACUCCUGUCUAUCUCCUCUCCUCCCUCUCCCUCCUUCAUCUCCCUCCUCCCUCCCUCUCACUCCUGUCUUCUCCUCUCCUCCCUCUCACUCCUGUCUAUCUCCUCUCCUGUCUAUCUCUCUCCUCCCUCUCACUCCUGUCUAUCUCCUCUCCUCCCUCUCACUCCUGUCUAUCUCCUCUCCUCCCUCUCACUCCUGUCUAUCUCCUCUCCUCCCUCUCACUCCUGUCUAUCUCCUCUCCUCUCACCGACUCCUCCUCAUUGUCUAUCUCUCUCUCCUCACCGUCUCACUCCUGUCGUAUCUCCCUCCUCCCUCUCACUCCUGUCUAUCUCCUCUCCUCCCUCUCACUCCUGUCUAUCUCCUCUCCUCCCUCUCACUCCUGUCUAUCUCCUCUCCUCCCUCUCACUCCUGUCUAUCUCCUCUCCUCCCUCUCACUCCUGUCUAUCUCCUCUCCUCCCUCUCACUCCUGUCUAUCUCCUCUCCUCCCUUUCUUUUUCUCAACAACAAGUAUCUGUUCACAGGAAGUUGAAGUUUAGCAGUGGGGUGGAGCUUUGUGUGCAGCAGCUACUGAGAGAAGAGGAUCUUGGGUAAGCCUGGGGUUAUUCUACUGUCAUUGGUCAGUUAAGCAGAUACCAGAAACAUGAUUACUGGAUGUGUUGUUAUCCCUCCCCUGCUCUUUUCUUCCUCUCCCUCCAUCGUAUUGCCCUGUUUCCCCCCUCCCCCAGUCCUAAGGAGGUGUUGCUGCGUGUCCAGAUGGGGGUGCCUGGGGAGAGGAGUUACUACCCUCCAGAGGACCUGGUCUGGGAUGCUUCUCGAGACCCUUCCCCCAGAUCGCUACGCUCUGCCCUGGCCUCAACAUACGGCGUCUCUCCUGACUCCCUGCUACUGGCCAAGCACCAGCCACACACACACACCUGGGAGACUUUCUCCAACUGGGUAAGAGAUGUGGAGGAUUGGAGGGAGGAUGAAGACACUUAGCUAAAUGUAAGCCUGAUGCUUUGUUGUCACACUCCUAUGGUUUCUUUUAUGAUUCUUCCUGGCGCUUGUUGAUGAUGCGUGCACACAGAGCCAGCAGGUGUCCAAACGGAAGAAGAAGAAAAAGGCGGAGUCUCUGCUUGGAGCACCUUUCCACCUUAAAGACGGUGACAUCAUCGGUGUCAAGGUAACGAACGCAUCUCUGUGGUUCAUCGUAUUGGUUGCGUUCCAGCCUGCUCUGCUUUAAUUGGACAGAACUUGCUUAUUGAAUGUGACACGGCUUUCUGAUUGGAUAAUACUUGGACAGUAACAUGGUGUUUUCUGAUUGGACAGAACCUGUUGAUUGACAAUAACCGGGACUUUAGCACCCAACAGGAUGAGCAGAGGUUGAGGGAGGAGAAGGAGCAACGCAGGAAAGGGUGGGGCUUCUUACAAGAUGCAAUGAGACUCAGGUCACAGUGUUGACACUGCUUUUCGUGUAUGACAUUAGCUUUACAAAAAAGUGUAUUUAUAGUUACAAAGUUAUUAUAAAUAAAUACUUAAGUAAAUGUAUGCAUUUUACAUUAAUACUAUUUCCUCUUUCCUCCUGUAGAGGGCAGGGUGCUGGGGCUGAAGUUGAGACUAACCAAGGGGCGGGACCAGAGAAGAAGAUGGGGCCCAUCAAGGCCAGGAAGCCAGAGGUGGCCUUGUCAAUCAACGUGGGGGUGUUCAGAUAGCCCCCCCUUACACACACACAAACACAUACAGUACACAUGCACACACACACACAGACUUUCUCACUGUGGCGUCGCUCAACAUAAUGAGCAAUCUUCUGGACAUCUGUUUGUGUGCCAACAUUUUUGGAUAAUGUGUUCACACAGCAUGACCCCCAUAGAUCUGCUAUCUACUGCUAUUGUAGGUCUGGUGGUGGGAUGACUUACUGGUUCACUAUACAGACCUCUGUGUACUCAGUGUUACAAGCUGCUGUCUCUGACUCUCCUUCCAUCUCUGUCACUGUACCUCUGGAUCCCUUCUCCCCUCUAGAUGAGAUCCAAUAGGAACAAGUAUUUCCACUCAUAGUACUGGGUGUAUUACAUAUAUAUAUAUAUAUAUA